Gavia stellata (red-throated loon) is the source of this 330-nucleotide messenger RNA. Its product is annotated as parvalbumin, thymic CPV3. Bases 1 to 330 code for a protein of 109 amino acids. Lineage: Eukaryota; Metazoa; Chordata; Aves; Gaviiformes; Gaviidae. Gene Ontology annotation, molecular function: calcium ion binding. The transcript is spliced from 4 exons. The record is from RefSeq and is a predicted model, not a curated record. Gene Ontology annotation, cellular component: nucleus; cytoplasm.
AUGAGCCUUACAGACAUUCUAAGCCCUUCUGAUAUUGCUGCUGCUCUGCGGGACUGCCAAGCUCCAGAUUCCUUUAGUCCCAAAAAAUUCUUUCAGAUCAGUGGGAUGUCUAAAAAGAGUAGCAGCCAGCUCAAGGAGAUCUUCCGGAUUCUCGACAAUGAUCAAAGUGGCUUUAUUGAGGAAGAUGAGCUCAAGUAUUUCCUUCAGCGGUUUGAGUGUGGAGCAAGAGUGUUAACCACCUCAGAAACCAAGACCUUCUUGGCAGCUGCAGAUCAUGAUGGGGAUGGUAAAAUUGGGGCUGAAGAAUUCCAGGAAAUGGUGCAGUCUUAG